Molecule: messenger RNA, 3393 nt
Organism: Phyllostomus hastatus (greater spear-nosed bat)
Lineage: Eukaryota; Metazoa; Chordata; Mammalia; Chiroptera; Phyllostomidae
Gene: VWA5A
Product: von Willebrand factor A domain containing 5A
Exons: 18
Coding region: 111-2480 (789 amino acids)
Source: RefSeq, a predicted model, not a curated record
UGGAGUGCAGCCCCUACAUCCUUCUGUAUAGAAAUUCUAUUGGGGGCUAGAUCCCUUCUGUUAAUACAUGGAUGCUGAAACCCGGGACGGAAAAGUGACCUUGUGCCACCAUGCCGUGCCCCUGUGGCCUGCUAACGCGCCGAGAGGAGCCAGGUCUGUCUCCAGUACCACUGAAGAGCAUCUCUGUGACCUUGUCCAUUUGUGAGUUUGUGGCUGGUGUGUCUGCUACCUUAAACUAUGAGAAUAAGGAGAACGUUCCACUGGAGGCCUUCUUUGUUUUCCCCAUGGAUGAAGACUCAGCUGUCUACAGCUUUGAGGCACUGGUGGAUGGGAAGAAAAUUGUGGCAGAAUUACAGGACAAGAUGAAGGCCCACGCCAAUUAUGAAGAGGCCAUCAGCCAGGGCCACCAAGCCUUCCUUUUGGAGGAGAACAAGGACUCCAGAGACAUCUUUUCUUGUAACGUGGGGAACCUCCCCCCUGGGUCGAAGGCAGCACUCACCCUGAAGUAUGUGCAGGAGCUAGCCUUGGAAGCAGACGGGGCCCUGCGCUAUGUGCUCCCGGCCAUCCUGAAUCCUCGGUACCAGCUCUCUAAAGGGCCUGAGGACAGUUGCCUGAAAACGAAGAUUCCUGUAGUCCCUCUGGAGGACCUGCCCUACACACUCAGCAUGGUCGCCGCCAUCACUUCCCAGCAUGGCAUCGAGAGGAUCCAAAGCAACUGCCCCUUGAGUCCCCUUCAGUACCUUGGAGAUAAGACUUCUGCUCAGAUUUCCUUGGCUGAUGGACACAAAUUUGAUCGAGAUGUGGAACUUUUGAUUUACUACAGUGGGGUGCAUACCCCCAGUGUAGCUGUGGAGAUGGGGGAACCUACAGCAAAGCCCGACUGUCUAAUGGGACAUCCAUCUGCGAUGGUGAGUUUCUACCCAGAUAUCCCAGAAGCUCAGCCGCCGAUGACGUGUAGAGAAUUUGUCUUCCUCAUGGACUGCUCAGGAAGUAUGCAGUGUCCCAUGAAUAACCAAGAUAAAUCUCAGCAGCGCAUAGAGGCAGCCAAGGAAACACUGAUUUUGCUGCUAAAGAGUUUGCCUAUAGGCUGUUAUUUCAACAUUUACAGAUUUGGAUCUACUUUUGAAGCAUUUUUUCAGAAUAGUGUGCAGUACACUCAGCACACAAUGGAAGAAGCGCUGAAGAGAGUCACACUCAUGCAGGCUGACCUAGGGGGCACAGAAAUCUUGGAGCCACUCAAGAGCAUUUACAAUGGCCCUUCCAUCCCGGGCUAUCCUCUACAGCUUUUUAUUUUCACAGAUGGAGAAGUUAACAACACAUUUAGUGUCACUAAAGAAGUUAAGAGCAAUGCUCUGAAACACAGAUGUUUCUCCUUUGGUAUUGGAGAAGGAGCCUCCACCAGCCUAAUAAAAGGCGUUGCCCGGGCAGCAGCAGGCAUGGCAGAAUUCAUCACAGGCAAGGAGAGGAUGCAGCCGAAGGUUCUUAGGGCCCUGAAACGUUCUCUGCAGCCUGUAGUGGAGGACAUUUCUGUGCACUGGGAGUUGCCACCUGGUCUGUCCGCUACAAUGCUUUCCCCAGAACAGACUGUCAUCUUUAGGGGUCAGAGGUUAAUCAUCUAUGCCCAGUUGACUGGGAUGAUGCCGCCAGCAGAGGCAACAGGGGAAGUUUGCCUCAGGUACACCCUCCAGAGCAAGAAUUUUGAGAAUAAAGUGACAUUUUCUCUACAACCCAAGUUUGAUGCCAACCUUACCAUCCACCGCCUUGCUGCCAAGUCCUUUCUCCAGACCAAGGACAUGGGCUAUGGGGAGACUCCAGCAAAUGAUAAGAAAGAUGUGCUGAAAGUAAGCCUUGAGUGUGGAGUGAUAAGCUCCCACACAGCUUUCAUUGCCAUCAACAAGGACCUUGAAAAACCAGUUCAGGGACCCCUGACCCAGCGUGACAUUCCAAGGCCAAUGCUGUUUUGUUCUCCUGCAGCGUUAUGCUCUCCUGCAGCGUUAUGCUCUCCUGCAGUUGGACUAGACAGAAGCCGAGUUCUUAUUCGUGGAUCAAGGAGUAAAGCCAUGUCUCCCAAAGUGGCCUCCCCUCAGAAGAUAAGGGCUUAUUCUUCUACCAUGAGGACUAGUGUGGAAAGUCAUCCCAUAGUCUCUGAAGAUAAUAAUUUUGUACAGCUGAUUUCCCUCCAAAAGGCAGAUGGUUCCUGGGAUCUGAAUGAAGGUCUGGCCAAGAUCCUAGGUAUGAGUGUGGAGGAUAUACUGGCUGCACUCCCUGCCAAGGGUGAGGAUUCCUCAGGCUGGGCCACAGUCCUGGCAGUGAUCUGGAUCCAUGACAACUAUAAGGAUCUGAAAUGUGAGUGGGAACUUCUAGAAAGGAAAGCUGUGACUUGGAUUCACAUCCAUGCAGGCUCCAUCCGGCAUGUGCUCAUUGAAGCUGCCACUGCUCUUCUGAAAUCCUCUGUUGAUCCUGCUGUCUUUUCCCUCUGAGGAUACCAACCAGAACAAGUUCCUCUUUUAUGCUAGUGUCCUUUCCUUUACUACUUUUUUCUGCUGUCAUGUGGCCAUUUCUUGUCAUAAAAGUAAAGGGUGCCCAGCCCACCUUGCUUCUGUGUCCCGGGUUCCCUAUGGAUGUCAUUCUCCUUUCCCAGCACAUGCCCUCAGAGUGACAACAUGAAAAACAGGUAACAGGGACUCCAGACUAAAGGUUGCAGCAUUGAUGUUAGGAAAUGCCUGAACUGGAAAAUUCUGUAUCAUUUUUGUCUAUUCGCUUUUGAUUUUAUGAAGUUAUGCAACAAGACUGGUGCGCUAUACAGGUUUCUAUUCUUAGAUAGGAUGAGGGGUUAGAGGGAGGUUGAAAGCCGACACUGGGAUUUAUAACCUCAGGAUGAUAGAGAGAGCUGCAAGGGUCCACUUUGAGAGUGGGCACUGUUGAUGAACUUCCAGAUGAAUUCUGCUUGGGCUUUACUAGCCUUUACUGCAUGCCUAAGGGUUGAGUCAUACCUGAUGGAGACCGAUAUUCUUGAUAGGGAACUGAUGUGGACUCUAGCCAGCAGGGUCCGUGUGUUAUGGCUGUGACAAACAAAUCCACACAGACUGCAGAAAUCCUGUGAAGAAAAAGGGACUGCAUGGCCGCUCUCUAAGUGAGAGAGGGCCCCAACCCCGGCCUGGACAGGCUUUUACUGCUUUUCUGGGUACAUUACACCGAAGAUGGUCCUCAUUUACUAUGCACAGGUUUGCUUUAGGUGGUUACCCUUUACAGAUAAUGAAGUUAAGAAUGCUGCUAAUUACUUCAAAGAAAAGGAUGUUUCAGAUGCAAGGGGAAAAGUGGUUGAACUGGUUACACUCCAUACUUGGGAGGUUUAGCACAGAUUUUAGGAAGUUACUUUAAAGAUAUGCAGUA